UCUUCAGAAGCCUCAUAUGCUGCCCAUCUGCUCUCAAGUCCUCCCCUCCCCCACCAAACUGACUGCCCUCAAAAAGCCUCCAUCUUUCUUUUAAAAUCCAACACAGCAAACCAUUAAAAAAAGGGCUCAUGUACAACUAUCAGUAAGGACCAUUUCUGCAUAACUCCUCUUUAUAAGUCCACUUUCUAUAGGAACAGACCAUAGAACAGAGAGCAUCACCUUCUCCAUGGAAACCCAAAGUUAGACAAGAUUUCAGUUGCUAAAACUGACGUUAGCAAACACUCGCUUUCCUCCUCCUUGCAGUAUAUGUUGUCAUGACUGAUUAAUGAUAUCACUGCCACAUUGUAUAAGAGGGCAACAACGAUAAAAUUGAGCUAGUGGUUGUUCUCUUUGAGCUUGUGAGACAGGUCGGGAGAUCAAAAUUCCUCUGUUGAAAGGCAAAAGUCGGUCCAGCUUUCUAGCUUUGGUGCUUACUCCAUCUUCAGAAGGCGUCGUACCAUAAAGGAACUAACUCGGAGAUGGAUAGUUUGGGUUGGGAUAGUUCAACAGAUAUCCGAAGUGAUAUCUCUUCAAUUCCAUCAUGCUUAUGGAGCAACCAGUAUGACAAUUUUUCAGAAUCCAAUGAAGAUUGCAGCAAUACAAGCGAGAAGGUCGAACUGGAUCAAGCUUUCUUCACUUCAGGAUUAGAGCUGCAAGGGGUUCAGGCUAGCGAAAUGAGUUCAAGUUUUGAUAGUGUUGAUGAGAUGGUAGAAAUGUUCGCUCCUGCUCUGGAUUCGAUAAACAAUAAUUUGGAUAUGGAUUUCUUGCAGCGCCAUGAAGCGAUAAAUUUAGCAGACGAUUCUGUUCCUGAGAAAUCAGGAAUCAGCACCACUUGGGGAGAUGCUUUAUCUUCUCAAUUAUGUUCUUCUCUUCCUCUCAUCACCAGGUCUAAAGCUGUCAAUCCAUUUGAUAGUCUUACCAAAAACUUCGGCUCUUCGGAGGAAUUACGAGUCUUUAGCGACAUCACAAAUGAUGAGGAAGGCAUCUCAACGAUUUUCUCAAGCGGUGAAAACAUUCAUAAUUUGAGCUACGGUGGUAACACCUCUUCAGGUGAGUCUGAAAACCAUGGCUCUUUCAACCACCAUCAGUCAAAUCGAGACGAGAUGGCCUCGGCCUCACAAAGCUCUUCAAAACCAGACCAGACUCAGUCCGGCAUUUCAAAGCCAGACAAAGUUCAAGCUGAAGAAGCCAAAGGUAAGCCCAUAUCUACUAAGAGAAAAUUGGAGGAGAAGAACCAAUAUUUCUGCAAUCUUCUUCAACUAAAUUCUUCGAACAAGGAGGGAGGCUUUCAUAUUAGCUUUGGGAAUGGGCGCAAGCCGAAGAAAUCGAGAUCAGAGAAGCGUUCGGGGUCUUCGAGCAUAUACUUCGAUCAUGAGAGCAAAUAUGAGCCCGACACCGAGGCAAUAGCACAAGUGAAGGAGAUGAUCUACAGAGCUGCAGCUCUCAGGCCAGUGAACCUUGGAGUGGAGGAGACAGUAGAGAAGCCCAAGAGGAAGAAUGUGAGGAUCUCCAGUGAUCCCCAGACUGUGGCAGCCAGGCACAGAAGAGAAAGGAUCAGUGAGAGGCUAAGGAUGCUGCAAAGGCUAGUCCCCGGGGGGAGCAAGAUGGACACUGCCUCAAUGCUUGAUGAGGCUGCCAACUAUCUCAAGUUCCUCAAGUCUCAAGUUAAGGCCUUGGAAACCCUAGGUAGCAGACUUGACAGCAUGAACAGUGCCACACUUCCCUUCCCAACACCUUUCAACCAAACCUCUCCCAUGCACACUCUUUUCACCCACCCACAACCCUAACCUAAAAGUCAAAGAAAACUAGGAAAAAAAAACACGAGUCAAAAUCAUCGUCUGCAUCACUAACUUGUGGUUUAGGGAUGCUCCUUUUCCUUCAGUCAGUCAUACUUUUCCCUAACCAAAAUCCUAAAUUCCAAACACCAAAGGAUUAAUUAAGGUCCACCUUUUUGAUCCAAAUGGUAGUGUUGUUCCUCCUUUUUAUCCUAAGCCACCUUUUUGCUGCGUCCAUGCAUAAAGAAACCUUGGUCCAACACCAUUAUUAUUCUUCAUCACUACCUUUAAGCCCUCAUUUAAAGUCCCUUUUUUCUUUCAAGAGGCCUUUCCCAUGCAAAACCUAACCCGAAACACCCAUAUGAUAGUCUUCAUGAUUGCUUCCUUUAUGUGUUUAAGAGAACAUCGCAAUACCCUUUGAUCCUUAUCUCCUUUACUCGAUAGCCAAAGCUUUCUUACACAUAAAAGUUGAGGAAUCAUGACUCCUAUGAUUAGGUGCCCAAGGCUUGAGAGCUUCGAAGUAAUCACCACCUCAAAAUGUGUCCCAUGCGAGCCUCUUUUUUUCUUGGGUUGUCAAACCUAAUCCUAGUGCUUUCUUUUAAUUAAGUGUUUCCACUUAGGAAAGCUCAAGUCCAGAGACAUUCCCUUUGGGUCUGAUACCAAGUCUGGCAGAGGACACUGUCCCCUUGAUUCGAGCCAAGCGUGCCCUUGAGAAGUCCACCAACAAUGUUGGUUAGCACGUGCUGGAGAUAAAAAUAAGAAGAAAAAAAGAUGCCACCCCUUCUUCUCUCUCACAUCACCUUAGCCAUGUAACAAACAUCCUAUGUCAUUCAAAGAGAAAGAAAAUAGCUUUUACUGUAACAAACUUGGGUGUUUGGUGAUGUGGGUUGGCAAGUUGCAGUGGUCUUUUGUUAGCUCUAUGUAUGUCAUAUGCCCCUUUUCUUUUCCUUUACUCAAAAAGGAUCUAGAACUUGAAAUCAAAGGUGGUUAUUUUAGUUGAGAUAGUUGGUGAAAUUAAAAGAUCCUGUUGGUGAGAAGACCCAGAUCUCUCACAUGAUCUUUGUU
Molecule: messenger RNA, 2879 nt
Organism: Elaeis guineensis (African oil palm)
Lineage: Eukaryota; Viridiplantae; Streptophyta; Magnoliopsida; Arecales; Arecaceae
Biological process (GO): regulation of DNA-templated transcription
Molecular function (GO): protein dimerization activity; DNA-binding transcription factor activity
Source: RefSeq, a predicted model, not a curated record